Messenger RNA from Engraulis encrasicolus (European anchovy), 1472 nucleotides. RefSeq names its product family with sequence similarity 110 member C (gene fam110c). NCBI's taxonomy places the organism in Eukaryota, Metazoa, Chordata, Actinopteri, Clupeiformes, Engraulidae. Bases 143 to 1204 code for a protein of 353 amino acids. The transcript has a single exon. The record is from RefSeq and is a predicted model, not a curated record.
UCAACACACCAGCAUGUUCAGACGUAUAAGCGUUAGUCUGAAAGGGUGACGUUCAUUUCUUCUUUUGAAAGAACGUGAAACCUUGUGAAACCUGCGAGAAGAAGGACUUGUAGAACUGUAAAGGUGAAUUUAUUUAAACAAAAUGCAGGUGUCUGACGUAGAUGCCUCCCGCAUUCUGGAGAAGGGACCAGAGUUUCUUCGCAAGCAGCUGGAACUGGAAAGCGACGCCAAGGCUCAGGCUGGCAUGACGGCCGCGGAGAGACUGGCAGCCAGCAAGCCGCGCUACGUCAAAUGCCAACAGGUGGUCAACACGACGCAAGAGCCCGUGAUCUGCCUCAGUUCUACCAGCAGUACCUACGAUUCCUCUAACGCUAGUUUGAAAGGGAAUGUAAACACAAGGAAUGCGGCGACUGAAGAAACGGUGACAGCAGGUAAUACACCGACACCUGAUGAAUCCAUUCCCGUAAAGCGCAGCAGCUCCAAAAAACGCCCAGAUUCGCUGUUACUGUACAGACAGAAAUGUGAGCUGAUUCGGCAAAGGCCAAGUUUGGACAGACACAAGAGAUUGCAAAACCGAAGACGGCUGAUGAACUCGAUGAAGGAUAAGACAGAAACAGUGCCAGAGACUGGGGAGAAAGAUUGCCAAAAUGCGGAAAGGACGACAGAAACCGAGACGGGGAAAGGUGGCUCAGAAGAGCUCUCUCCUUCUGCCGCCCCCAUUGCGCAAUCCAAAAUUCGGCCCAAAGUGGACAUACGCGCCCAGCAGGACGCAUCAGCCGGGGAUGGAGAUGGUCAGCUGCGGCCCAAGCAUAAAACGGUAGCCGAUGUUCAGCGCAGGGCGCGCAAAGGAGUGGAACGCUCUCAUUCGGAUAUCAGCUCUCGGUACUCGAAAAACUUCGCCGAUUUCGACGCGUUCUUCACCUACUGCGGACUAGAUGGUGACAUCGUCACCUCCCUUGGGAAAGAGAACUUCUCCGCGCGCUCCGACGAGCUGGUGGCCAAAAUACGCAGCGUCAGCGUAAGCACGUCGGAAGACCGCUUCUCCCGGAGCAGUGGCGACAGUGCUGGGCUGCAGGAGGAAGAGCUGAUGGAGAAUGUCCGUCAGGUUACGUCCGUGGUAGAGCGCAACGCACGGAUUAUUAAAUGGCUUUACAGUUGCAGAAAUGCCUCGCAAUCUGGGAAAACCCUGCGAGAUCUGGAUUGAGGGGAGUUUGGAAGCUCCAUCCAUGGUGUGUCUCAUGGUGUGCAUGGCGUGGACAGUGAUUUCAUAGACAUAGACACAGGGGUGGAACUAUAGGGGGGCAAGCGGGGCAUUUGCCCCUGGGCCCAAGGCCCUCCUGUAUGGGUAUUGUGGUAAGCCGUACGGGCCCUAUCAGUGUUUUGCCCUUGGGCCCUGUGUGCAAUUGUUCCGCCACUGCAGAGACAUAUUGGAUAUUUUGUUGCAUAACAUCACUGGCCCUCUGAAUAAUAGU